GGGUGUACCCAGCCCCGUAGAGUGGCAGCCAUGUCCGUAGCAGCCAGGGUGGCACAAGAAGUGGGCGUCAAGCUGGGCAACGAGGUAGGCUACAGUAUCCGUUUUGAGGACUGUACGUCGGAGAGGACAGUACUCAAAUACAUGACUGACGGAAUGCUGCUCAGGGAGUUCCUCACAGAGCCUGAUCUGGCCAGCUACAGUGUGGUCAUCAUUGACGAGGCUCACGAGCGGACGCUGCACACAGACAUCCUGUUUGGCCUGAUCAAGGACAUCGCCCGGUUCCGUCCGGACCUGAAGGUGCUGGUGGCCAGCGCCACCCUGGACACAGAGCGCUUCUCCUGCUUCUUCGAUGACGCCCCUGUCUUCAGAAUCCCCGGCAGGAGGUUCCCUGUGGACAUCUUUUACACUAAGGCUCCUGAGGCAGACUACCUGGAGGCCUGUGUUGUGUCGGUGCUACAGAUCCACGUCACACAGCCCCCCGGAGACUGUCUGGUCUUCCUCACUGGACAGGAGGAGAUUGAGACUUGCUGUGAGCUGCUGCAGGAGAGAUGCAGGCGUCUGGGCUCUAAGAUAUCUGAGCUUUUGGUGCUUCCCAUCUACGCCAACCUACCUUCCGACAUGCAGGCCAAGAUCUUCAGCCCCACACCACCUGGCUCACGCAAGGUGGUGGUGGCCACUAACAUUGCAGAGACCUCUCUAACCAUCGAUGGGAUCAUAUACGUCAUAGAUCCAGGCUUCUGCAAGCAGAAGAGCUAUAACGCCCGCACUGGGAUGGAGUCUCUGAUUGUCACGCCUUGCUCACGGGCCUCAGCCAAUCAGCGAGCAGGUCGUGCAGGCAGAGUGGCUGCUGGGAAGUGUUUCCGUCUCUACACUGCGUGGGCGUUUAAACACGAGAUGGAGGAGUCCACCGUGCCCGAGAUCCAGCGAACCAACCUGGGCAACGUAGUGCUACUGCUCAAGAGCUUGGGAAUUAAUGACCUUAUCCACUUUGACUUCAUGGACCCGCCCCCUCACGAGACCCUGGUGCUAGCUCUGGAGCAGCUGUACGCACUGGGUGCACUCAACCACCUCGGAGAGCUCACCAAGUUGGGCCGCAGGAUGGCUGAGCUGCCGGUGGACCCUAUGCUGAGCAAGAUGAUCCUGGCCUUCAAACAGUAUAAGUGUUCUGAGGAGGUGUUGACCAUCGCUGCUAUGCUGUCUGUGAACAACUCCAUCUUCUACCGGCCCAAAGACAAGGUGGUUCACGCUGACAACGCCAGGCAGAACUUUGUGGUCCCCGGAGGAGACCAUAUGGUGCUGCUCAACGUCUACACACAGUGGCUGGAGAGUGGCUACUCCACCCAGUGGUGCUAUGAGAACUUCAUCCAGUUCCGCUCCAUGAAGCGGGCGCGGGAUGUCAGGGAGCAGCUGGAGGGCCUGAUGGACAGGAUCGAGGUGGAGGUGUGCAGCUCAGGCGGCGACAUUGUGCCCAUCCGCAAGGUCGGUGUGACUGAACGCACCUUAACCUCAUGACAAUGAACACACUA
Messenger RNA from Salvelinus sp. IW2-2015, 1526 nucleotides. RefSeq names its product pre-mRNA-splicing factor ATP-dependent RNA helicase DHX16-like. Gene Ontology annotation, molecular function: RNA binding; helicase activity. The record is from RefSeq and is a predicted model, not a curated record. NCBI's taxonomy places the organism in Eukaryota, Metazoa, Chordata, Actinopteri, Salmoniformes, Salmonidae. Gene Ontology annotation, cellular component: intracellular anatomical structure; catalytic step 2 spliceosome.